CAGACUGACACCGAACGCGAGUUAAUAUUAUUUUAUAACAAAAAAAAAAAAAAAAAAAAAAUCAAAUUAUUUUAUUAUUUAACCUUAAAAAACGUUAUUUAUAUUUACAAAAUUAUAAAUAAUUUUUUUUUUUGUUUUUUUGGUUGAAUGUUUUUGGUUAAAUAAUUUGAGUCAACUGUCAUUAUUUGUUUUUUUUUUGUUACCUGUCAUUAAUGACGGUUUUAUAAUAUAAUUUUGAUAAUUAAAUUUUGAUAAAAUUUGUUGUUUGUUUAAAAUUAUAUUUGAAAAAUAAAAUUAUAAUAGAAAAUAGAAUGUAAUUUUGAUGGAGAGAAGAGAGAGCUUGUGGCGCUCCCGCGAUUUGUAAACGCUUGAUCCAUAAUGGUGGUCUUUUCGGGGUGCUCCUUGUGUCACAUUUAGGGAUGUUAAUAAAAAAUAUAUUAAAAGUUAUCAGUUGGUGGUGAAGUGGUAACAGCAUGGGGAUUCAUCCCCUGGAAACUUUUAUCUGGAUUAAUUGUCAACAUUGACAUGGAUUAUUGAGUGAAUUCUAAAUUAAUUAAAAAAAAAAAAUUAAAACAAAUUAUUAAUAACUAAAGAAAAGAGAGAAAAAAGUACCUAUUUUUUUUAUACAAUUUUGUUAUUUAUUUAUUAAUUUAAUAUAGGUAUAUAUUUUUUUUUUAAAUAACAAAAUUAUAGAAGAGUUAAAAGUGAACAAAUUUAAAAUAGUUAAUAAAUUUUUUUUCGUGUAUAAUUAAAUUAAAAAAAAGUGUGUGUGUAAUGCAAAAUGCAGAAACGUGACGGUACAAGAGGUGACAAGGAUAUCACCAGAAUUGGUGAACGUGAACGUGAACAGGAGGCUGCUAAAAGAGCAUCAAGAACAAGUGGAAAUGCAACAAGAUCCAAUAUGCAUUCAUCACGACAUAGUGUUACAUCAACAUCUGGUGUACUUAUGGUUGGACCCAAUUUUAGAGUUGGUAAAAAAAUUGGCUGUGGUAAUUUUGGGGAACUUAGACUUGGAAAAAACCUCUACAAUAAUGAGCAUGUGGCAAUUAAAAUGGAACCAAUGAAAUCAAAGGCACCACAGCUUCAUUUAGAAUAUAGGUUUUACAAAUUAUUAGGUACACAUGUUCAUAACACACAUAUAGAAGGUGUACCGGAGGUAUAUUACUUCGGUCCAUGUGGUAAAUACAAUGCACUGGUUAUGGAACUUCUUGGUCCAAGUCUUGAAGACUUAUUUGACUUGUGUGGGAGAAGAUUUACGCUUAAAACUGUUCUCAGUAUAGCCACCCAACUUCUUCAUAGGAUAGAGUUUGUACACAGUCGACAUUUGAUUUAUCGUGAUGUCAAGCCUGAAAAUUUUCUUAUUGGACGUAGUACAACUAAAAGAGAUAAAAUUAUUCAUAUCAUCGAUUUUGGAUUGGCCAAAGAAUACAUAGACUUGGAAACAAACAAACAUAUACCUUAUCGGGAACACAAAAGUCUUACGGGUACAGCACGUUAUAUGAGUAUAAAUACUCAUCUUGGAAAAGAACAAAGUAGAAGAGAUGAUUUGGAGGCACUUGGUCACAUGUUCAUGUAUUUUUUGCGUGGUAGUUUACCUUGGCAAGGACUUAAAGCAGAUACAUUAAAAGAACGUUAUCAAAAAAUUGGUGAUACAAAACGUGCAACACCAAUUGAAAUAUUAUGUGAAGGUCAUCCAGAAGAAAUGGCAACAUAUUUACGUUAUGUACGAAGAUUGGAUUUUUUUGAAACACCUGAUUAUGAAUAUUUACGUAAAUUAUUUCAAGAUUUAUAUGAACGUCGUGGUUUUGUACAUGAUGGUGAAUUUGAUUGGACGGGAAAAACAAUGUCAACACCAGUUGGAUCUAUGCAGACUGGACAUGAAAUUGUUGUAUCACCAAACAGGGAUAGACAUGCUGCAACCUACAAGGAUGUGGCUGGUGGCGGGGUGGGAGGAGGGGGCGGUAAAGGGGUGGGAACAACAUGGCCUGAUACAGUGAAGCAAUCAGGUGCUGGUGGUACAUUGACGCCUGCUGACAGACACGGCUCAGUUCAGGUGGUGUCAUCAACAAAUGGAGAACUUGCAAAUGAUGAUCCAACAGCUGGACACUCAAACACACCAAUAACAGCACCUCAAGAAGUAGAAAUGAUCGACGAAACCAAUGUUUGUUUUAUUUCCAGAUGUUGCUGUUUUUUCAAACGUAAGAAGAAAAAAAGUGGACGACAAAAAUGACUGUCAGUUACUGUUGGUCACAGUGGCACAGUACAAUGUGCUAAUAAUAGUGAAGUUAUUGAUAAUGAAACAAGAAAUAAUAAUGAUAACGGUGGUAUUAUUAUUGUUAAUGAUAAAUAUAAUAAUGGUGAUACCGAUGAUAAUGGUGAUAAUGAACGUGAAGCUGUUAAAUUAUUACGUGAUUUUAGUUGUUCAGCAUCACGUGAAUCGGUGCUACAUACAACUGUAACAUCAACACCACCACCAACAACAACAACAACAAAUUGAGACACUAAAUAAAUAUUAUUAUUAAUAAUAAAGAAGAAAAAAAAAAACAUUAAAUUUAAAUGAAAAUUAAAAUAAAUAAACAACAAAAUAAACUGAAUAAAAUUAAUUUUUAAAAGUAAAUUAAAUUAAAUUAAAUUAUGUAAUACAACUACAACAACCACAAAAAAAAAUAACCACAAACUGCUGUUUUAUUGAUUAUCAUUAAAAUUAAAUCAUUAUCAUCAAUGAGUCGUUGGUGUUGUCCACAUUAUAUUCGACAUUUUAAAAAAAAUUAUAAUAAAUAAUGAGCUACAUUUAUAUUUUUUAUUUUAUUUUUUUUUAUUAGUUUAAUUAAUUUCAGUCUGAUUUUAAAGUGACUCUUUUAAUUAUUAUAUUAAUUUAGUUGUUUAUUUUUUAUUUUUAUUUUUUUCUAUUGUUUUAUCAAUAGCAUUGUUGUUAAUAAAUUAUUAAAAAUAGAAAAAAAGCUCAUUUCAACAUUUUAAUAAUUCAUAAGAUAAUGAAAGAAUUAUUUGUGAUUUCAUUUUUAUUUUAUUUACCUAUUUAGAAUGAACUUUUGAUGUUGAAAAAUAUCAUCAAGAGUUUAAUGAUAAUUUAAACAUUUAAAAACCAUUUACACAUACACAAACACACGGUUGAUGUUUUUAGGCAAUCAUUUUUUUAUAAUAAAAACAAGUCAGUUGAUUAUCAAAAUAAAAAAAAAUUAAUCAGUCACUUGAUAUUUGUGAAAUAUAUAAUAUAUAUUAUAUAUAUUAUUAUUUAUUUAUAUAUUUUUUUUAUUUUUUUUUUCAACAAGUGAUUGAGUGAUGUAUAUUUAAAUCCAACUUUUUAUGAAAAUAUUUACACAUUAUAUGUUUUUUAUCAAAGGCAAAAUGAUAAAUAAAUUUAAUAAAUAAAUCAUGUAUGUUUAUGGCAAUGUGAGAAUGCUAUGUUUGCAUAUAAAAGCCAAAUAAUAAAUAACAACAAAAAGAUAUAUAAUUAAUCAUUUUUUCAUUCAAUAGAUAUUAAUAGUUAAACAAUUUAAUUUGUUAUUAAUUUUACACAGCGUUUUGCAUUAUCAAAGGAAAAUUUUCAAACGAUCUCUGACAGAUCUUAUGUGUACUUAUGAUAAAAUCCCCAUCAAAGAAAAAUCAUUGAAUUUCAGCUAUUUAUUCUUUUAAAUUUAAUGAAACAUAAGCUUUUCAUAAAAUAUCUACCCACAUGUUCAUAGUUAUUUUUUUUUUUUAUAACAAUCUUUUUUUUUUCUUAAAUAAUAAUUAAAAAAUGUAAAAAAACAUUUCAAUUAUUUUUCAUUUUACGUUUAAUAAAAUUAUUUAAAAAAAAAAAAACGAAAUACACGACUGUCUGCUGGUUGGGUACGGUCUUUUUUAAACAACAACAAAUGUGAUUUUAUUUUUUAUUUCUUGAAUGAAAAAAUAAACGUAAAAUGUAAAUUGAAGAAAAAUUAAUUAUCAAUUUUAAACUGGAAUAAAUAAAUUUAUUUGUAUAUCAAUGUCAGAGUCUGUUGAGGUAUCAAAUAAUGUACUGCGUAUUUUUUUUUUAUAAUGAAUGAGUCAACUAUUUUUAUAAUCGAUUGACCAUAUAAAAAAAUAUCAACUUUCCUAAAAAAAAUAUUAUUAUUUUCAUUAUUUUUCAUUUAAUAUUUUUUUUUUUAAAUAAAAAAGUAAAUAAAAAUAUAAAAUGCCUUGAAUAAGCAGAGUGGAUAAUAUUAUCAUGAUAUCAACAAAAUAAAAUUUUAUAUAAUGAAAGCUAAAAAAGAAUAAAAAAAAAAACAAUUAAGAUUAAAUUUUAAAAAAAAACAAUUCUAAUCCAUGAUAAGAAAUAUUAAUAAUAAUAAUGUUAAAUUAAAAAUAAUAUGCACUUGAGCUUGUUUGAAUUAUA
Messenger RNA from Aphidius gifuensis, 4375 nucleotides. RefSeq names its product casein kinase I (gene gish). Gene Ontology annotation, molecular function: protein serine/threonine kinase activity; ATP binding. Lineage: Eukaryota; Metazoa; Arthropoda; Insecta; Hymenoptera; Braconidae. The record is from RefSeq and is a predicted model, not a curated record. Gene Ontology annotation, cellular component: plasma membrane; cytoplasm; nucleus. Gene Ontology annotation, biological process: positive regulation of canonical Wnt signaling pathway; signal transduction; endocytosis. Bases 782 to 2230 code for a protein of 482 amino acids. The transcript has 11 exons.